AAAUCUGAUAAAGAAAGAAAGCAAGCAAGCAAUGGUGAGGUUGUGUUUGUUGUGGGUAUCCCCGCUUCUGCUCUCAUUGUUGUUCGCCUUCGCCCUGCCCAGUGCUUUGGCAGACGGAGAAUGCGGACCCAACUUCAACAAUCGCACCUGUGCAGCAGGGUAUUGCUGCAGUACUUACGGUUACUGUGGCACCACUAGUAUCUACUGUUGCGAGAGUUGUGCUAGCCAAUGUGAUUAUAGUAAAUGCUCGUCACCACCACCACCCUACCAGCCACCGCCACCACCCCCACCACCGCCACCUUACGUACCACCGCCGCCUCCAAGCGGUGAAAGUGUCAGUUCCAUUAUCACCAAAGAACUCUUCGAAUAUAUGCUUCUGCAUCGAGCAGAAACUGCUAACGGGUGCGUAGGCGGCUUUUACACAUACGAAGCAUUCAUAGAAGCAGCCGACUCCUUUGCAGGUUUCGGAACCACAGGUGACUCGGAGACGCGCAAGAGGGAGCUUGCGGCUUUCUUCGGACAAACUUCUCAGGAGACUACAGGAGGGUGGGAUAAUGCACCCGAUGGUCGAUAUGCCUGGGGAUAUUGCUUUGUUUCCGAAGGAGCAGGUGAUUACUGCGAUCCACGUGAAGAGUGGCCGUGUGUUUCUGGAAAACAAUACUACGGCCGAGGACCCAUUCAGCUUUCUUACAACUACAACUACGGACCAGCAGGGGCAGCGUUGGGCUACGACCUGCUAUCAGACCCAGAUAAGGUUGCAGAGGACCCAGUAAUGUCAUUCAAAACGGCAAUCUGGUUCUGGAUGACAGCUCAGUCGCCAAAACCAUCUUGCCAUGAAGUAAUGACGGGACAAUGGACGCCAAGUGAAGCAGACAUAGCCGCAAACCGACUCCCAGGCUAUGGAGUCACCACCAACAUCAUCAAUGGAGGAGUUGAAUGCGGCAAAGGCGACGGGGUUGAAACUGUAAAGCACCGCAUUGGGUUCUACGAGAGAUACUGCGGCUUGCUCGACGUGAGCAUGGGUGACAAUCUCGACUGCUACUACCAGAAGCCUUUUAACGCGGCUCUUGCCGUUGGGCUUCAGCUGGUCUCAUCAGAGUAGAGAGUCGAUCGGCAGUCUCUCUUUAAAUAUUGCUAGCUAGCUAGGUUGUCUACGUAUUAAUGUAUCCACCAUCUACUCUGCUACUGCUAGUCUGCUAGUAAUGAAUAAAUUAAAAUGGCUAUGGUGAUGUACACCAUAUUUCAUCAGCUAA
Molecule: messenger RNA, 1253 nt
Organism: Nelumbo nucifera (sacred lotus)
Lineage: Eukaryota; Viridiplantae; Streptophyta; Magnoliopsida; Proteales; Nelumbonaceae
Product: endochitinase 4-like
Biological process (GO): defense response to fungus; chitin catabolic process; carbohydrate metabolic process
Molecular function (GO): chitinase activity; chitin binding
Source: RefSeq, a predicted model, not a curated record